AGAUGAGAUGAUCCCAAUUAUAUCCACACAACCAAUCAAAUGUAUAUUCAUUUAUGAGGUAACUACGUCAUAUUACAAUUAGUACUAUUUUUGCAGAAACAUUUGAUGGUUUAUUAAUUAUUGUAAAACACAUCUGUUGCAGUUACAUCGCAUCUGACAUACAGCGCCUUUUCAUCGGUGUUUUGAUGCAUAGGAAGUGUUCAAUUGGAGGUAUUCAAUGGAAAAUACAGACAUACAAUAGCAACACGUAUGUACAGAAUUAAUAAAAAAUAAUGUCAAUAACUGAAGAAUACGAAUAGGAGAAUAACUCUCAGGAUAUAAUUGAAUUCACCGUAUUACAGAAUAAAAUCUGUUAUUUUAUUGUUGAUUUCUGCUCUCAUUAUUAUUAUUGCUACAACCCGAUUCAUUUUUUUUUUUUAACCAAUGGUGGAUGGAAUAUAAGCCACGUUGUCGACACUUUUCAUUUCUCUCAAAAACACUGCGUCUAUUUCCAAAAAAAAGAAAAAAGCGAGGGUACGCAAAAAAAUGGAUUACAUUGUAUUUAAACACGUAACUUGAUAGAAGAAACUUCAACGUACAAACCUAAACGAUGAAACGUUAUAAUAGUUUAUAUAAAAUACGGUGACGUAGCUGCUCUGCGCUCGUUACGUCAUCGACAAGCGACUAUCGUUGUGUUUUGCUUCGCUCUAACGUGGUCUGCAACUUGGAGCUGACAGCCCUGUAAUAUACCCUAUAGUGUCCGUUCAAACUCACCCGAUUCAAUAUAUUUAUGCGAAAGACUCGGAUCAGAAUCUUCUGAUUUAGAGUUAUUUCCGCAAAAGGCCAGAAUCUCGAAGCAGCUAUGUUUCUUGAAGAAGAAGACUGGAACGACGAUCCAGAGGCUCAGGACUUGAGCAAAACGGUUCUUAAAAACUCUCGAAAUACAAACAACAGCGGAGAAAUCAAGUCAAAGAAUGUUGGAAAGAAGAGCCUGCUGCGGACCCUGAAGACCCUCGGAUCAGUGCCAGAAUGGAAGAGCGACAGCCAGCAGGUCGAUGGUGACAGCGACUUUGAGACAUCACCCGGCAAGAAGAAGAGAAAGAAGAAGAACAACAAGAAAAGAAGAAAAAGAGGCAAGAAAGCAGAAGGAGGAGACGAGCAGGAGGGUGAAACAGUUGAGGCUCAGGCUUGUGAGGAGAAAAUCCCAACUAAGAAGAGAGAGAAGGAAAAGCCAGCCCCUAAAAAAGCAAAACCCACAUCUGACACAGUGGAGAAAAACAAACCUCCCAGUUCUGAGAAAGCAGGAGAACAGACAGACAAGCUGAACAGAAAACAGUGGAAAAACAAGAUGAAGAACAAAAGGAAAUGUAAAAACAAAUUCCGCCCCAACCAGCCAGAUGAGAACAAUUCGGAGUCAGCAGAUAAACAAAAACAAAAGGUUGACGUUCCGAAAGAUUGCAACAAGGAGGCGGUUGAAAGCACGCAGCUGAAGCUGAAACCACAGAAAAGGAAACAGUCGGAGUCAUUUGAAGCAGAUGUGAAAAAGAAAAUCAGAGUUGAAGACUCUGAUGGAUUCAUUAAUGGAACCAAACAGGAAGCUGUCAAUGAGCCAAAGACGCAAAUUCCUUCUCCAAAGUCCAAACUAAGCAGAGAACAGAUUCGUAAAAAAGAUCAUCUUAGGAAGCUGUUGCAGCGUCCAGAGGGAGUUCAAGAGAAAGCUGCAGAGAAAGAGCAGGCAGCCGAGCUGGAGGAGCGAGAGCAGGCUCCGCCGGACGCCUCGACCUCGCUGCGCUCACGCAUGGAGCAGCGCCUGGACUCGGCUCGGUUCCGCUACAUCAACGAGGUUCUGUACAGCACCUGCAGCGGCGCAGCCAAACGCAUGUUCCAGCAGGAUCCAGAGGCCUUCUGGGUUUAUCACCGCGGGUACACCACCCAGGUGGAGAAGUGGCCAGUCAACCCGGUGGAUCCCAUCAUCGCCUACAUCCGCAAGAGAUCAGCCUCUCUGGUGGUCGCUGACUUCGGCUGUGGCGAUUGUAAAAUCGCACGCAGCGUGAAGAACAAAGUUCACUGUUUCGACUUGGUGUCCACGUGUAAACUCGUCACCGUCUGUGAUAUGGCAAAGGUGCCACUUAAAGACAGCUCAGUGGACAUUGCUGUCUUCUGUCUCUCCCUCAUGGGGACCAACCUUGCAGAUUUCCUCGCUGAAGCCAACAGAGUCUUGAAAAGGGGCGGGGUGCUGAAAAUAGCUGAGGUGGCCAGCAGGUUCGACGGACUUCGGAGCUUCCUGACGGCAUUGACCAACCUGGGAUUCAGUCUGGUGUCCAAGGACACAGGGAACACUCAUUUUUACUCCUUUGAAUUCACGAAGAAAAGUGAUGCGCCUGAGCAGAUCAAAAAAUUUGGACUUCAGCUGAAAGCCUGUUUGUACAAGAAAAGAUGAAUAAAUGUUUUUUAUUUGUUCCGAA
This is a messenger RNA of Synchiropus splendidus (mandarinfish), 2444 nucleotides long. It is a transcript of the gene rrp8, whose product is annotated as ribosomal RNA processing 8. The record is from RefSeq and is a predicted model, not a curated record. NCBI's taxonomy places the organism in Eukaryota, Metazoa, Chordata, Actinopteri, Syngnathiformes, Callionymidae. Gene Ontology annotation, biological process: regulation of transcription by glucose; cellular response to glucose starvation; rDNA heterochromatin formation. Gene Ontology annotation, molecular function: methyltransferase activity. The transcript is spliced from 8 exons. Gene Ontology annotation, cellular component: chromatin silencing complex; nucleolus; rDNA heterochromatin. Bases 842 to 2419 code for a protein of 525 amino acids.